UUGAUUUUGUUUAUUCAUUUAAACCCUGCUAUCUCAUAAACCUGAAUUACCCUACCAGGGAUCGCUGAGCAGAGCAGAUCUGUUCAACAAACACAGGGCCUCUCGCAGUUGUUAUGAUCGGGUGGCUUUUACUUAUUUAUAGUCUACUGACUGACUAUAGACAAAUAUAUUAGCAGGACCAGGUCAGCCUGUUUUCCAGAAGGCUUAGCAAGUUGAAUAGGACUCAAAUAGGGAUUAUUUGUUGUUAAUCUACAUGCUACACUAAGGAGUGGACUGCUUGUGCAUCAUUGAAAAGCAUACAAGGCACGAUACGAGAAGCUUUUUAAAAGAGGCUCCACCCACCUAUAGGCUCCACCCACAAUGUCCUUCCCAGUGAGAAUGAAAAGGACAUCAUGAGUGGCCAAUAUCCAUGUAAUAGUGAUCCCGGCCUGGACCCACGGUACGUAGGGCGUCCUCAGUCACCGAACGUUAAUGAGCUACGAGGGAUUCAACGUGGCUACAGCUCACCGACCGGGGGUCGUCAUGACGUCCAACAACCGACGGGACCGCCCCCAAUCCCGGAAGCUUACUACAGGAACUUUGGUCACAUCCCGGCGACAAUCCAAGGUCAUGUCGGUAUGACCUUUAACCCCGACGGUAACCAGUGUCAAGUGACUGGGCCGUUGCCUCUCUUAAGGAGCCCUAAUAGGGGUGCGGAAUCGCCCCUCCCUAGUGGGUAUGACUAUCAUUUUGAACCCACUCUAGAUCCAAAAUAUGAGUGUCCGAUCUGUUUGAUGUGUCUCAGGGACCCUGUUCAGACGGAGUGUGGACAUCGCUUCUGCUCAGACUGUAUCAAAAGGUGUCUCAGGAAUGCUGGUUUACGCUGCCCAGUUGAUAAUGUAUCUCUUACAGAGGCACAGAUGUUUCCAGAUGUGUGUGUAAGAAGAGAGAUCCUAGACCUUCAGGCAAGGUGCCCAUAUCAGGACUGUCCAGAUCUUCUAGAGCUCAGGGAUAUUGAGAGCCACAAGGAAAGUUGUAGCUAUAGAACAGAGCCAUGCCCUAACCAAUGCGGUGCUUCAAUGAGAAGAAGAUCCAUUGAUCGGCAUGUAGAGAAGGAGUGUCCUAGGAGACUGAUUGAAUGCACAUACUGCAGGGGUCCUCUGUGCUUCAAUCAAAAGGAGAGACAUCAUGCGGAGUGUCCGAAGCGUCCAAUCAGCUGUGAGUAUUGUCAUAAGGAGGUGUUAUCUGAUCAUCUACACAUUCAUCAUCAGCAUGAUUGCACUGAGAUACCAGUACCUUGCCAGUUUGCUUCAUUCGGCUGCUCAGAGAGGUUACCUAAAGAACGCAUGGCAAUACACGUUUCUCAAUCUAUGGAAGCCCACCUGCAGCUCAUGGCUAUUCAUUUUCAGAACCAACAAACUCAGCUUCCACGAACAACCAGCUACCCUGGAACUAGCUGGAGAAUGGGCGCAACGUAUGACAGUCAGAUGAGUGAAUUUGCCACAGCUGCAGGGGGUAAGAUCACGGAUGUUCAUGAACAUGGAGCUAGGAAGCUAGACCCUGAACAGCUUGUGAGGACACAGAUAGGUCCAUCUAAUUACGUGACGUCUCCUUCUGUGAUGCCCAGCUUUGGAUCGGGAGCCUUUGAUCCGAUGGAUCAGUUCAGGGCCUUGAGGAUCACGGUCAAAGAUCUCCAAGAGAAAGAAGUGUGGAUGAGACAGAAGGUGAUAGAGCUCGAGAGCAAGGCAGCGCGUAAAGAUUCAGAGAUAGCCACUCUUAGAAACGAGGUUCAUAGCCUGCAGGAAGAGACUAAAGAUCUACGUGAGCAUGUCGCCAAUGGGAUCUUCGUCUGGCGGUUGCGUAAGUACUCAGAGCUACGGGUGUCGGCGGAACGAGGAGAAGCGAUGGUCAGACAUAGUGAAGGGUUCUACACAGGCUCUUGUGGAUACCGCUUGUGUGUCAGGGUCAAUAUAAACAAAUCAGAGACACGGAAAGUUCUGUAUAUUUCCCUCUUUGUGCACUUCAUGCAAGGGAAGUAUGAUAGCUCCCUGGAAUGGCCUUUUAGGGGGUCAAUAACUCUGUCCUUGGUUGACCAGAACAUUGACCCGGAGUUGAAACAGAAGAACAUCACCGAAAGGUUGGUAGCGAAGAGUAACCUGGACGCUUUCAAAAAACCCAAAACGGCUCGCAAUCAUAAAGGAUUCGGCUACAUGGAGUUUGCUUCGAUCGAAUCCCUGGAAAAGGAAGGAUUGUUCAUCAAAGACAAUACCAUCUUAAUCAAAGUGGAGGUCCACCCACAGUCUAAUUAGUUUAGAAAGCAUCACAGUUUCAUUUUUGAAUCCCCUUUCACAUAUGACGCAGUAUGAACCACUGUGGCAAAAUGAAAGGCCAUGAGCGCAGCACACGUCACCACUCGGUACACCAGUAUCGUUAGCUGCUUCCAAAAAGGCAAUACAAGCUAUGUAUUGUCAAUGGCAGUAGUUGCCUUCUUGGGAGCAGCCAAACAGAGUACUUGUUGGGGCUUUUGUCACGUGCAUCAGUUUGUCUCUCUUCACCUCUGCUUGCAGUGCAUUUAAAAGUAAAUAAUUUUGCCACAGUGUUUUCUUGAAAGUGGUUUAGUGCAUCAUAUGUAAGCAGGGCCCCAUUUCACGAAACUUGUCAUCAGUGACAAAUGACAGUUUUUGUUAUAAGCUAUUGAAAUCCUUGCUUCUGAUUGGUUAUCAGCAGAUUUGUCACUGUUUUUUGUCAUUUGUCAUUGAAAAAAAAGGCUUUGUGAAACGGGUCCCAAGUUUCUUUGAUUGUUCAGAGCCAGGAGGGCAUUAACUCUGUAUUAAAGAAUAUGAGUUAACCCCCUUCUGGUGCCACACAGAGGAUGAUUUGUAUGCAUUUCAAUAGUUUAAUUAUAUCUUUGUAUUGACGCCCAUCAUGUAAUGAUCAAGUCUAAUCAUAUUUUAUUCCAUGCUUGAUACAAAUAGAAUUGAUAUUUUAUACCGGUACCAAAUAAUUCAACCUAUUAAUAUAAAAUGAAAUUUGUUUGCUGUAUGGUACAUGUAGACAUAGUACCUUCAUAGAUGGUUCUGUCAAAUAAUUCCAUUUAUUUUGUUAAUAUGUUUAUUUGUCUAUUUAAUGAUAUUUAAACCAUGGCAUUCAUAAGCAGUACUGGUUAGGUUUAAGUCAUUACAGACUUUUCAAACCCCAAAAACACACAUGAUACAGGUUUGAUAUAUCAAAUCUAUCCAUCUAUCUAUCUAUCUAUCUAUCUAUCAAGGUAUAUUCUCCCAGUUCGGAGGUUGAUUGCAACAUGUUUCCACCCAUCUCUGUUUUCUGCCAUCCUAGUACAUGCUUGCAGUGUCAUUCCACUCCAUGUCUUAAUGUCUCCCCUAGUUGGUUCCUUGUUUCCCUCUUGGUCUGCUAUCUUCUACUUUUCCGUCCAAUAAAUCUUUCAAGAAACUGAUUUCUUUUUAUGUAGCCAAAGUAUUCUGCCUUUAAUAACAUAAUCUUUAAAACAGUUUGGUCUCAAAUAAGCUGUUCACUCAUACAUGUAGGUCCGGAGCAUAUAAGUUUAUAUUUUAUUUACAUAACCAUUAUAACGUUAAUUGUGAAUAUUUAGACAAAUUUCUGUAAUGGUUUUGAUUAAAUUAAUCCUGUAAACUAAUUGUACAUUUACUAAAUUGCAAUAACAUGUAAAAAGGGCUAUCAUGUUCAUGAUUUAACAAUAUAGAUUUAAGUAAUAAAAAAGAGUAUUAAUCUGUAUUAUAAAUGAUGCAAUGAGCAGAUCUCUUCGAUGGGCCAGGCAUUGAUGGAGCUGUGGAACCAUGGAAGUGAAAUUAGUUUUAUGAGGUGGAUGAAAUGGGAAUUAAAGGUGUAGACCAGUUUUAGAAACGCCCCCCUCUCAAAAUAUAAAAUGGAAGCUCUUAUUACCAAUCAUGUGAAAGAAUAUGUUUUGACUAAUACGUGAUGAUACAAAUUUUGCCGGAAAACCGCCUACUAAUUGAUAUAUUUGGUAAAUCAUAUAUCUAUCAGGACCGAAUAGAUAUCGUGCACGUGUCGCGUAGUCCCAUAUGAAUUAUACAUCUUUCUGUGUACAGUGCUUGUAACUUUACCAAGAC
This is a messenger RNA of Strongylocentrotus purpuratus (purple sea urchin), 4088 nucleotides long. RefSeq names its product TNF receptor-associated factor 6-A. Gene Ontology annotation, cellular component: plasma membrane signaling receptor complex. The coding region runs from base 393 to 2288 and encodes 631 amino acids. The transcript has 7 exons. Lineage: Eukaryota; Metazoa; Echinodermata; Echinoidea; Camarodonta; Strongylocentrotidae. Gene Ontology annotation, molecular function: ubiquitin-protein transferase activity; tumor necrosis factor receptor binding; zinc ion binding. The record is from RefSeq and is a predicted model, not a curated record. Gene Ontology annotation, biological process: positive regulation of JNK cascade; protein K63-linked ubiquitination; regulation of canonical NF-kappaB signal transduction.